Molecule: messenger RNA, 5433 nt
Organism: Prorocentrum cordatum
Lineage: Eukaryota; Dinophyceae; Prorocentrales; Prorocentraceae
Source: the annotation of a GenBank genome assembly
AUGCCUCCGCGCCCGUCCUUUGACGUCCCCGCUGACGUCCCCGGCGCGCUGCCCACGCUCCUGGAGCAGCGCGGCGACCCCGCGCACGCAGAGGAGGCCCCGCCGAAGACGCUGGAGGCGCCCUGCGGUUGCGCCGCGAGCGGUGCGGACGCCGCGCUGGAGGAGGGGGCCGCGGCGGCCGGGGGCGAGGCCGCGGCGAGGGAGCUCGUGCACGCCGAGCUGGCCGCGUCACCGCUGUUCGCGCAGUGCGAGCCGGAGGUCGUGCGGGGCAUCGUGCGCGGCGCCCGCGGCAUUAGGCUGGGGCACGGCGACGAGCUCGACGUAUCGGCCAGCGGGCGCGCGUGGGUGGUCGUCGCGGGUGCUCUGGAGGCGCGCGUGGGCCCGGGGCGCGCGGCGCUGCUCGGCCCCCGGACGAUGUUGAACGUCUGCGGUCUGCUGGGCAGCCCGCCCGAGGGCGGGCGGGAGCGAGCGGAGUGCGAGCAGUGGUACAGGCCUGCCGCGCCGAGCGAUGAGGCGGACAAGGAGGCGCUGGCGGUGGAGGCGGGCUGCGUCCGCACCCUGUGCUCACAGGCGUUCGCCGUUGCUGGCUCGAGGGGCGCUGGGCAGAAGGCCCCGGACACGCUGAGUCUCACCGUCGUGGGCGCCCCGCCGCGGCGGGCGGAGGGCGAAGCCGACGACGCGCUGGGGCCAGCCCAGCAGGAGCCCCACUCUCCCGCGCGGCAUGAGGCUGGCGGCGCCUGGCUUGCGGCCAUGACGGUGGGAGAUGUCCUGAAGGUCGUGGCCGGGUCCUCGUCGCAGGCGCAGUUCACUGCCAACAGGGAGUCUCUGCUGGAGAGGUGGUCUGUGGCUCUCCGGCGACGGGUUUUCCCUGGGGCCCCGCCGGACGCGUUGUUCUCGUUGGUGGAGUCUGCGCAGGUGCACCACGUGAGCCCAGGGGACAAGCUCGCGACCGAGGGCGAGUCUGGCGACGCAGCCGAAGCCCUCCUGGUGUUGGACUCGGGAGAGGCCGCGGUCGAGAAGUGCGUGCCGUGCAGAGACGGCCAGGGCACCAGGGUGACUGUCAUGGGCUUCCUGGGGCCUGGUGCCAUCGUCGGGGACGCUUGCUUCAUCGGCUCAGGCAUGCCCCGACCGGCCACGGUUCGCGCCAAGACGGCGGUCACCGUACUCAUCAUCCCCAGCGAUGCCAUCCUCGAGGCGCUGCGGCGGUUCCCGGGUUGCCUGGCCUGCCUGCACGCAGGGGUUCGCGAGGGCGCCGCGCUGCUGCAGCCGAGCUUGCAGUCUCACACGGAGGUGCUUUUGAUGCAGAGGCUCUUCGGAUGGUCUUGUCUGCCCUUUGUCCGCGCGGUCGCGAGCGCCUCCGAGCGGCGAGUGCUGUACUGCGGGGAGGCGGUCAAGCAGGAGGGCGGCAGCGACGCCGCGUUAUACGUCGUCGAGUUCGGGAUCUGCAGCGUCUCCCGCGAGGGGUGCGGCGACGUGGGCAUGGCCCGCAUGGGCACCUGCUUCGGAGAGCGCGAGCUCAUAGGCAUUCACUCGGUGAACCGCUCGACCGUGCGUGUCUCCACGCCCUUCGCCGUUCUGUUGAUGGUUCCGCAGACGGCGUUCGGCGCCGUGCUGUCGCGCUUCCCAGACGAGGAGAGGCGCGUGCGCGGCUCCACGCUGCUGCCCUCGCAGCGGGGCCGGGGCUCCGACGUGGCGAGCUUCCCCUGCUUCCGCACCUGCAGCCAGAACUUCUGCGAGGACCUCGCGCGCUCCGUCGAGAUCAGGUACUACUGCCCGGGCCAAACGGUGAUGGUGGAGGGCGCGAUGGACGCAGCGCACAUGUCGGUGCUGAAGGGCGGGCGCGCGGUGGUAGAGAAGCGAGGCAAGAAGGUCGCGGACGUUGCCAUCGGGACGAACUUCGGCGAGUUCGCCAUGAUGGGCAUAGCGCGGCGGCGGGGCGCCACGGUGCGGGCAGUGACGCUGUGCCAGAUGCUGGAGGUACCGCGCGCGGCGUUCCUGGCCGCGUUGGACCGGAACCCGGAGGACCGCCAGCACUUCGAGAAACUCACCACGCAGUACAGCGCCGCGGAGACUGGCGUGCGCUGGCCCCUCUUCGUGGACACCCCAGCCAACCUGUUGUACCACGUGAACCUGUACACGGACCGGUACCUGACCCCGGCGGGGUCCUGGACCUCGCGCGCUUCGGGCGCGCAGCUGCCAGAGGACGCGGCGGUGCUGGUGCUGCAGGGCUCCAUCCUGGUGGAGGGCCCCGGGGACGAGGUCCUCGAGUUCGUCGACGGGCAGUGCUUCAACGAGCAGGUCCUCGUCGGUUUCCCGCGCUCGGGCAGGCUGGUGGCCAAAGAGGCCUCCGAGGUGCAGAUCAUGACGAGAGAAACGUUCGAGAAGGUCAUGGCCGCGCAUCCGGACCAGCGCACCGCGGCGGAGCGCAACAUCCUGCAGGAGAUGGCCUGCAAGGCGGUGAAGAGGCUGGGCUUCUCGCACGGCAGCGUCGGCAUCCUGCGCUUCUCUUCCCUCUUCCGGGCCGUGUCGGACCAGUUUGCUUUGCUGGAGGGCGCGGAGGGCGACACGAUGUACCUCCUGCUGGUUGGGGACGUGCAGGUCGAGGCCUCCGAUGGCCUGUCCAGCGCGCACGACGGCCAGCGCCAGGCCUUCGGUGAGGCGGUGCUCCUCGGGAUCGCCUCCGCCUACGGGAAGACGCUGCGCGCGCGGAGCAGCUGCCUCGUGCAGGCCCUCCCCCGCGGGAGCCUGGACGAGGUGUUGGACAGCUUCCCCAGGGAGCGGGCGCUCUUCGCAGGCCUGCGCGUCCAGGGCUGCGAGGGCAGCGUGGACUCCUGCCUGGCGCGCGCCGCCUCGUUCUCGCGCAUGGAGCCCGAGUUCGUGUCCACCCCCCCCCGGCAGUACGAGGACGUCUUCUACGCCCCCGGAGAGGAGAUCCUCACGAGGGGCGACCCCUGCGCCCUCGGGCGGAGCUCCCUCUUCCUGCUGAUGUCGGGGCAAGCGAACGUCGAGGGCCUCCACUCGCAGCGCCUCGGGAGCCUGAGCCCCGGACACGUCUUCGGGGAGGCCGGGGCCCUCGGCUACGCGCCGGCGCGCACCGCCACGGUGCGCGCGUGGCGGGCCGGCCUCACGCAUUGCGCCGUGCUGCAGGGCCCGGCGAUCGAAGCGGCGACCAAGCGCUUCCCGGAGACGCACAGGCUGUUCAAGGCCAUCUUCGAGGAGCGGCAGGACGCCAACGCGUGCAUCGAGGAGUGCCGGCAGGAUUGGGUGCACGAGGUGGUCGUGCCCGCCCUGCGCCGCAGCCGCCUCUUUGCCGGGCUGGCCACGGAGUUGGUGCAGCGAGUGGCGCUCCCGCUGGCCGAGGUGAAGUACGGGGCCGGCGAGUUCAUUGCGCAGGCUGGCGAGAGCCUGGACCGCAUGUUCUUCCUCCUGCAGGGCCGCGCGGAGGUGCUGUCCAGGGAGGGGCGGGUGCUCGGCGACCUCUCCGGCGGCGCCGUGCUCGGGGAGGCGGCGGUCCUGGGCCUGCUCCCCGUGAGCACCGCCGCCGUGCGCGCGGCGAGCGAGUGCCGGGCGCUCGUGGUGCUCGCCGACGGCGUGCGCGAGGUGGCCUCCUCGCGCGACGCCUCGCCGCUGCGGAGGUCGCUGCAGCUGCUCAAGGAGGAGCGCCUGCGGCAGGCCAGCAGCGGUCUGCCGGCGUGCGCGCUGGGGAUUGGCCUCGCGGCGCAGGACUUCUGCGCGCGCGUGGUGAACCUGCAGGCCGAGUGUAUCGAGAUGCGGGCGGACAGCACUUGGCACCCGCUGCCCGAUUCCGACCCCUGCGGGCCCCACUUCGGCGUUCUGGUCGGCGGGCGCGGCACCUUGGUGCUCGGAUUCGAGGAGCGGCCCGUGAUGGCGCUCAUGCCCGGCAGCCUGCUCCCCGAAGGCCUCUACGCAAAGUACGGCGCGCACGUGCGGGCGCAGACCGCCAGCCAGGUGUACAGGGUGCGGCUGGUGGACAUCAUGCUGGCGUUUGGCUCGGCGAAUGCGUCGUUCAGGAGCUUUGUCCUGUUCGAGGCUCUCUGGAAGGAGGCUCGAGCACGCGCUGCGUCGCGCCUGAAGUGUGCCUGCGGCGCUCGUGGCGCGCCGAGCGGCACCCUCAGCGACAGCAGCCCUCGACCGCAGAGCUCUGGGUCGCUGUCGCGCGACUUUGGUGGGUCUCUGGCUGGCCCUGGCCGCACCGACCGGCCGCGGAGCGAAGGCGCGGUUGGACCAGGCGCCCGGGGCGCACUUGGCGGCACCCUCGGCGACACAAGCCUUCGGCCGCAGAGUUCCUGGUCGCUGUCGCGCGAUUCUGGCGGGACUCUGGCUGGCGCUGGCCGCGCCGACCGCCCGCCCAGAGAGGGCGCACCUGGACCAGGCGCCCGCGGCGCACUUGGCGGCCCCCUCAGCGACACGAGCCUUCGGCAUUCUGGGUCGCAGUGGCUCGACUCUGGCGGGUCUGCGGCUGGCGCUGGCCGCGCCGACUGGCCGUUUUUCAGCGAGGGCGCGCCCGGACCAGGCGGCCUCGCCGCGCUGUGCUCGCGCUACCGGCUCGGCGAGGAGGGCCUCUCGAGAGGCCGCGCCCCUCCUCGGCCCGCGCCGUGCAGGAAGCCCUGCGGCCCCGGCGCCGCCCUGCCGCCGUGCGCCGGGCGCGGCCGCGCCAACCGCGGCUCGACGCCGCCGCGCCGCAGCCCGCGGGUGUGCCCGCUGCCCGCGGAGCGCCUGGGCAGCGCCACCGCCGCGCAGGUGGCCAGGGCCACCGCGUGCCUGCGGCCCCUGCCGGCCUCCCCCGCGCCGCGGGGCGAGGCGGCCGCCCGGGUGCUGUCGGAGGCCCGGGCGGAGGCUGGGCGCGGGGCCGCCGCGGCGCCGGCGGAGGCCCGGGCCGAGGGUGGACGCGAGGCCGCCGCGGCGCUGGCGGAGGCCGAACCCACCGAGCGGCGCCUCGUGGACCGCCCACUGGUCGCCUGGCUGAUCGAGAUUGCGUGCAUCGGAAGCGUCGCCUGGCUCCGCUCGCAGGUGCCGGCGCCAGACCACAGCUCGGCCUGCGGCGCGGCGCUCCGCACCCUGGCCACCAGUCUGGCGACCGUCGAGGGCUGCACGCUGGCGCACGCGGUCCUCGUCCACAAGGUCUACGCGCACGUGCCGCCCUUCUCGGCCCCGGCGCCCCAGGCGAGGCCGCCGACUUGGCGGGGCGUCCUGUCAGACUGGCUGGCCUGCAACUUGCCGGUGCACGUCCUGGCCGUGGGGCUGUCGGCCCUCGCGGCGCGGGGGCGGCGGGCGGGGGGGGGGGCCCGUGCGCCGCGCGCGUGGUUGGCCUCGCUGCGCCGCCUGCGGCUCGGGCCCUUCCUCGUCAAGCUGGUGGUGGCGCGCCUCGUCGCCGACGUCACCUGCCCCGGCGGUUCAAGAGCGGGGCCCUGA